AUGACGGAUAGUGCGACAAUCACUCGCGAAAUACAUCGAGAGACAAUGGAUACAGGCCGGCUCACUGUGAUUCCGGACAUGGCCCUGGAAUCAGAUUCUAUGAAGAGAAACGGAUAUGACACUGUCUACCCGCCGAAUUACGUUUCCAAACCUCGGCUUACCUCAAUAAAUGCAUUGGUCAUGGAUCCUCUGCUUAAUGCAGCACUCGAAACUCGCCUCGUUAUUUCUGACGGAAAAAACAGUACCAUUGGUAGUAACAGCACCAUCCGAAAGCGCAUUGACUCUGGUGGCGUGGAGCUCAAAAGGAAGACGAAAAGCAUGGCGUUCAUCAAACACAUUGAUAUACCCCCUCUCGAACAUUCUUACAGUCACAUACAGAGUUUGGAGAACCCUGAGGAUUCGAUCGGUGGCCCUAGAAGCUGGCCUGAGAUAUCCGUCUACGAUGAGGGCAGCUGGGACGUUUGCGUGGACUGUAGUGAUGUGGAUGACGUCCAGUUGUGA
This is a messenger RNA of Colletotrichum orchidophilum, 501 nucleotides long. RefSeq lists its product as uncharacterized. NCBI's taxonomy places the organism in Eukaryota, Fungi, Ascomycota, Sordariomycetes, Glomerellales, Glomerellaceae. The transcript has a single exon. The record is from RefSeq and is a predicted model, not a curated record. Bases 1 to 501 code for a protein of 166 amino acids.